Messenger RNA from Condylura cristata (star-nosed mole), 2358 nucleotides. It is a transcript of the gene GIT1, whose product is annotated as G protein-coupled receptor kinase interacting ArfGAP 1. NCBI's taxonomy places the organism in Eukaryota, Metazoa, Chordata, Mammalia, Eulipotyphla, Talpidae. Gene Ontology annotation, biological process: brain development; regulation of ARF protein signal transduction. The coding region runs from base 130 to 2229 and encodes 699 amino acids. The record is from RefSeq and is a predicted model, not a curated record. The transcript is spliced from 19 exons. Gene Ontology annotation, molecular function: protein binding; GTPase activator activity.
GGCUGGGCCUCCAUCAGCAGGGGUGUGCUGGUGUGUGACGAGUGCUGCAGUGUGCACCGGAGCCUGGGACGCCACAUCUCCAUUGUCAAGCACCUUCGCCACAGCGCCUGGCCUCCCACACUGCUGCAGAUGGUGCACACGCUUGCCAGCAACGGGGCCAACUCCAUCUGGGAGCAUUCCCUGCUGGACCCCGCACAAGUGCAGAGCGGCCGGCGCAAAGCCAACCCCCAAGACAAAGUCCACCCCAUCAAGUCAGAGUUCAUCAGGGCCAAGUACCAGAUGUUGGCGUUUGUGCACAAGCUUCCCUGCCGGGACGAUGAUGGAGUCACUGCCAAAGACCUCAGCAAGCAACUGCACUCAAGCGUGCGGACAGGCAAUUUGGAGACAUGUCUGCGCCUGCUGUCCCUGGGUGCCCAGGCCAACUUCUUCCACCCAGAGAAGGGCACCACACCUCUGCACGUGGCUGCCAAGGCAGGGCAGACGCUCCAGGCUGAGCUUCUUGUAGUGUAUGGGGCUGACCCUGGCUCCCCUGACGUUAAUGGCCGCACACCCAUUGACUACGCCAGGCAGGCGGGGCACCAUGAACUGGCUGAAAGGCUAGUCGAGUGCCAGUAUGAGCUCACUGACCGGUUGGCCUUCUAUCUCUGUGGACGCAAACCAGAUCACAAGAAUGGGCAUUACAUCAUCCCACAGAUGGCUGACAGCCUGGACCUCUCUGAGUUGGCCAAAGCUGCCAAGAAGAAGCUGCAGGCACUCAGUAACCGGCUUUUUGAAGAACUCGCCAUGGAUGUGUAUGAUGAGGUGGAUCGAAGAGAAAAUGAUGCUGUAUGGCUGGCUACCCAAAACCACAGCACUCUGGUGACCGAAAGAAGCGCUGUACCCUUCCUGCCUGUUAACCCCGAAUACUCAGCCACACGGAAUCAGGGACGACAGAAAUUGGCCCGUUUCAAUGCCCGAGAGUUUGCCACCCUGAUCAUCGACAUCCUCAGUGAGGCCAAGCGGAGACAGCAGGGCAAGAGCCUCAGCAGCCCCACAGACAACCUCGAGCUGUCUGCGCGGAGCCAGAGUGACCCCGACGACCAGCACGACUACGACAGCGUGGCCUCAGACGAGGACACCGAUCAGGAACCCCCUCGGAGCACCAGCGCCGCUCGGAACAACCGUGCCCGGAGCAUGGACUCCUCAGACCUGUCCGACGGGGCUGUGACGCUGCAGGAGUACCUGGAGCUGAAGAAGGCCCUAGCCACCUCUGAGGCCAAGGUGCAGCAGCUCAUGAAGGUCAACAGUAGCCUGAGUGAUGAGCUCCGGAGGCUGCAAAGGGAGAUCCACAAGCUGCAGGCAGAAAACUUGCAGAUCCGGCAGCCACCAGGGCCGGUACCCACACCUCCACUUCCCAGUGAGCGAGCAGAACACACGUCCAUGGGGCCGGGCGGGAGCUCCCACCGCAGGGACCGCCAGGCCUUCUCCAUGUAUGAGCCAGGCUCUGCCCUGAAGCCCUUUGGGGGGCCACCUGGGGAUGAGCUCACUACCCGGCUACAACCUUUCCACAGCACUGAGCUGGAGGACGAUGCCAUCUAUUCAGUGCAUGUUCCUGCUGGCCUCUACCGGAUCCGGAAAGGGGUGUCGGCCUCAGCGGUGCCCUUCACUCCCUCCUCCCCAUUGCUCUCCUGCUCCCAGGAAGGAAGCCGCCACACGAGCAAGCUCUCCCGUCACGGCAGCGGUGCCGAUAGCGACUACGAGAACACGCAAAGUGGGGACCCGCUGCUUGGACUGGAAGGGAAGAGGUUUCUAGAGCUGGGCAAAGAGGAGGACUUCCACCCAGAGUUGGAAAGCCUUGAUGGAGACCUCGACCCCGGGCUUCCCAGCACAGAGGAUGUCAUCCUGAAGACUGAACAGGUCACGAAGAACAUUCAGGAAUUGUUGAGGGCUGCCCAAGAAUUCAAGCACGACAGCUUUGUGCCCUGCUCAGAGAAGAUCCAUUUGGCUGUGACUGAGAUGGCCUCUCUCUUCCCAAAGAGGCCUGCCUUGGAGCCUGUGCGCAGCUCGCUGCGGCUCCUCAACGCCAGCGCCUACCGGCUGCAGAGUGAGUGCCGGAAGACAGUGCCCCCAGAGCCUGGCGCCCCUGUGGACUUCCAGCUGCUGACUCAGCAGGUGAUCCAGUGCGCCUACGACAUCGCCAAGGCCGCCAAGCAGCUGGUGACUAUCACCACCCGAGAGAAGAAGCAAUGACCACUCUCCCUGUGCCCUCGCCCCCACCCUGAGACCUCACUGGCCAUGGGAGCUGGGCCACUCCAGACACUAAUCCCCACCCCAACAGAGCCGCUGGCGCAAGUGCCCUUAGUGUUGCCACUCACCCUG